Messenger RNA from Aplysia californica (California sea hare), 5586 nucleotides. RefSeq lists its product as uncharacterized. NCBI's taxonomy places the organism in Eukaryota, Metazoa, Mollusca, Gastropoda, Aplysiida, Aplysiidae. The record is from RefSeq and is a predicted model, not a curated record.
ACGCUGGUGACGGACUGCUGCCCCUCUCCCCCCUCCACCCCCUCGGGUCCGUCUACAAUCUCAGUGAUGUCGGCGACAACAUGCCUGUGAUACACUGACGGCUCUUGGAGUCUUUCUUGUGGAAGAUACAAGGAUGUUUAGAGUUUUGUGGAAGAUACAUUGACGUUUAGUGUCUUGUGGAAGAUACAUUGACGUUUAGAGUUUAGUGGAAGAUACAUGGAUGUUUAUUGCUUGGAAAUGUUCCUCUAGGUCCCGUUUGCUGGCUUUGUGUGUGCAUACCUGUGUGCUGUGACGCUUAAAGUGCCGGGUGUUGGCAUCGCAGAAGGAGAAGGAUUAGACAUAUUAUUCACCACACUUCUCGACAUCCACAUCAACGCGGAGAUUCUCGCACCACGGAGGCUGUGAAGAUUUUAGACCCUCGUCGAAUUCAGCACGUCAUUUAUGUCUCUCCACAACUCCCACUGCCACAGCAACUGGGAAAACUUUUGACCCUCGACCUUUAUGUCUCUAACUACAUCUCUCACUACCACAGCAAUUGGGAAAACUUUUGACUCACGCCGACUUCAGCACGUCCUUUAUGUCGAUCUACCCCGCUCACUGCCACCACAGUUUGGUCCGGGGUGAGGAAGUGACCUUUGCUGUUUCUGCAGUCGUUAGAUGGUGUUGUAUGUUUUAAAACAACGUGUAUUCAGAUCUCAGAACUUGGCAGACCCACACAAGCAAAAUGUCCAGUGCUCCAACCCGCCUUUUCAUGACCUUUCGUCGGCCUCCGUCCUUGACGUUUGACCUAUGAUUGACCUCUGAGAGAGACCAUAUUAAAUAACCAGAGCAGCACCACGACGUGAGUGACGUCAGCAUGGGACUGUCCAGGAAGCUAGGGGCGGUCACUCAGAAGCCUGUCGUCCCGGAGACCAACAGCGUCCCCUACCAGUGGAGCAACCAGGCAUACACCGUGCAGGAAAUCCUGGCCAAGUUUAAGCUGCCCAGCGUGGUUCAGUGCACUGCUGCAGGCGACGGUAAAGGAGCGUUCCAGAUCGGCGCUGUGACAAAGGCCGGCAACUCGUGCCUGCCUCGCCUGGUGACGGUUGUGCACGGCGAGCCGCCAGUCCUCGACUACGCCUUCACGGGCGUGCUGCGGCUGUACAGCGUGUACACGGAGGAGACCCUGCUUGCCGGCACCCUGGACGACCCCAAAUCCAUCUGUCUGGAGCUGGCCACCGACUCACUCACGAAAUUCCGCCUAGGGCUUAACGAGGCGGCCAUCAAGAAGACGUGUGAGUACAACAACGCGCAGCAGAUCUGCGAGUCGUUCGGUCCAAAGUUCGUCUCGGGGAUCAAAGUCUCCUUCUCUCUGACCCCCGAGUACCCAGACCUCGAUGACGUAGAUCUGUCGUUCUACGAGAACUCCAGCGACGCACAAGAGGUGAACGCCAACAACGAGUUUGAGAUCGCCUGGGGCUCCGUGAAGAAAGCAAAACUUCUGACGUCGUCAUCCGCGAGCAACGAUGACGUAGACGGAUCGCCGCCAUCAUUAUCAUCAUCAUCAGCUGUUGUUGACGACUCACGUGACGACCCGUCGCUAGCCCCGCCCCUCUCAGACUCUACAACCGUUGUAUUACAAGAAGUGGGCGUGUCUGCAGACGCCGGUGGGCGGGAUCAAGGUUGGAGUGAGCGCGAGGAGGCGUGGCCUGACGUGACACGUCACACUGACGACACGGAGACGGAGACCACUCGGGAUUUGUUCCCCCUCCAGAGUGUGCCCGCGAGCGGCCCGGGGGUCACGACCCAUGACCUCACCCUCCGACCCCCGGACGAGCUGGAGGCGAUGAGCGAGAGCCGGGUCACCGACAACCCGCUCUUCUACUACUUCCAGCGGAACCCGGACACCCGCCCGCCGCCCCCCUCUCUCCCGGGGGAGGAGAGGGACAGCGACAGAGGACACUUGCUGGACCUCUCAGCAGACAACACACGGACAGACAUCACACGGACAGACACACAGUCUGACAGUCCACCCACUCACCCCACCCUCCUCCCCACACGUGACAGUCCGCACCAACCUGCUGUGAGUGAGCUGCCCACACUCCCCACACACAAAAGAGACCACGUGAGCAAACGUGAGCCCAUAGCCCUUGCGCGGAUGUUCGAACCUCCGCCCAGCGCGGGUAGGGUAGAAGAGACAACAGGCGGGGAUAUCCAUGACUGUGGUUCGAACCUUGUGGUAGGUGCGGAUAUACGUGUAGAUAAACCCGAGUCUAUCAGUUACAGCGAGGAGCUGUGUAAAUCAAACAGUGAGUCAGAUCCCACUCUUGUGUUCACCACCGCCGCCACCACCACCACCAUCAUCAACAACAAUAACAACAACAAUAACAACAACAGCAGCAACAACAACAGCAACAACAACAACAACAACAACAACAACAGCAACAACACGUUGCCAAGCGGUCAGCCAAACGUUCCCGCGAGGAGCGAGCCCACUGACCACGUGACAACGCCAACUGACCACCCGCCCUUCCCUCCCCCGCCCGCCUGGUACACAAACCCUGCCGGACAUGCGCAGACACCCGCAGUGUUCUCUCAGCCGGCCAUGAUCGCCUCGCUCUCCUCUCUGUCUUCUCUGGAGAACGUUGGAGUGAACGACACGCCGCCGAGGAGGAGGAGAGGAGAGAAAGAAGAGCAAAGAGAGCAAGACGAGGAGGACUACGCCGAGGUGGAAGAGGUUCUGGCCGGCUUUGAGCUGGACACCGUGGCUCUCACCCCCGCGCGGGAGUACGCAGAGAGCAGUGACGUAGGCAGUGACGUAGGCAGUGACGUAGGCAGUGACGUGGACAAUGACGUGGAAGGUUACGUGUCUGAGGAGUCCCCGGGGGCCGGGCAUGGCCAGCACGACGAUGAUGACGUAUAUGUGGUCAGUUGGGACAAAGACGCGGUCACUGACCCGGACAUCGCCGGCAAGACCCGGGCAGACGAGCACACAGUGACGCCUGGACUGGUGACGUCAGAGGGCAGAAAUGACGUACACCUAGGUGUAGCAUCCACGUCAUGGGCAGGAGACGAGGAAACAGGAGACGACAACGACGACGAUCUCGAUAACUUGUUCUCAUUUGUUCAGGAACAUGAAGACGAGGAGGAGGAGGAGGAGGAAGAGGAGGAGGAGGAGGAGGAAGAGGAGGAGGAGGAGGAGGAGGAGAUAAUCCACCCUCCAGAAACACAUUAUAUUACCUUCCCGAGUUCAGAAGCCACCGAGCCACCUCUUGCGUCACACAGAAACCUCCUACAACCCACCACCACGUCACCGGACAUUGACCCCGCAAGCGAUGACGUCAGCACACAACCCCCGGUUGUCAUGGAAACAGACAAAUCGUCUGCCCAGGCCGUAGAGAGACUGACCAGUCUGAUAGACGAAGUGACUACCCUGGUCAACACGUCCAGUGGCCGGAUUCUGGACGCGCGCCGACUGGACACCAGCUUUGAGAGACAGUCUAGAGACACCUCGCCCUCUGCCACGGGCGCAACUACCCCGGCCACAACUCCGACGGGCGCCACGUAUAACGUGGCGCGGACUGACACUGUGGCUAGCUCUGUGGAUGCACCUUCUGACCCCUCCCUUCAUAAACCAUCUACACACCCCUCCUCCCUUACAUCACCCACGCACCCUUCCCCUCUCACAUCACUCACAUACCCCUCCACCCUCACACAGCCCACACACCCAUCCCCCCUCACACCACCCACACACACCGACCAGACAUUUACUAUCAUCGACCCGCACUCUCCGCAACACCCUCCAACCGCCCGACACAUCACCCUAAGCACGCCACACAGCAAGAAUCCGAACAGUUCCCCUGACAACUCACCAACCAACAACCCUGACCCUGACCUUGACCGUGACCGUGACCAUGACCGUGACCGUGAUGCUGACCCUGACCCUGACCUUGACCCUGACACCACCAUGACCGUUGACCUUUCCGUGUCCAGCAUUUCCCACCCACCCAUCAACCUACCACCAGACUUUCCCCACACCGAGGUGAAAAAGAAAAAAUCCACUCCCUGGAACAGGAAGAAAAAGCUCCCCGGUCUGGCUGGGGUUUACACAGGUCCGGCCGACUCGUCGUUUGGUGGACUCAGGCGGAGCCAGGGCCAGAAAGAUCUGGCCAGUAUCGGUCAGUUGCCCACGUCUGGCGCUGACGUCACGCUGCAUAAGUUUCAGUCGGACUCGAACCUCAGCAGUGUGAUCAAAUACGAGAGACCAGUCCAGAAUAGGUUCGGUUCUUCCCGCAUCAACCACCACCCCCACCACCACCCACACGGGCAUGGGCAUCAGAAAGCGUGCGCUCAAAGUUUGUCUCACAACAGCAGCAGCAACAGCAGCAACAUCAACAUCAACAACAACAACAGCAGCAGCAACAGCAACAACAACAGAAACAUCACCACCACCCCUCCAGACAGCAGUUACGCACAGCACAACCGGCCAGAGGACUUGCACAAUUUGCCCACCGCGUCACGUGACGAUGACGUCACACUAAAGGCCACACCCCCACAGCAGCCCGCGUCCUCUUCCUCCUACUCACGAAGCACGCCUCACGGGAGCGUCUUGUCGUCUGUUCAGAACUUCGAGAGACUCCACUCCAACAUCAGCACCAGCAGCAGCAGCAGCAGCAUCAGCAGCAGUACCAGAGACAGCUUCAGUCGCACCCGGCCACCUCCGUCACGCCGUGACCUUGACCUUGGCGCACGACCUUCCUCUCACCGUGGUGCCGAGGUCAAGGUCGUUCACAUGGCAGACGUGCACACGCCGUCGGCGGUGGCGGCGGCGGAGCGGGACAGCCGCAUCACGCCCACCGAGAGUGAGGAGGAGGAGGUGGUGAGGAUAGAGGAACAGUUUGUCCUCUCUAAGACUGGGAGGCUGAGGGCGGGGAAGGGAGGAGCGAGGAGAUCGGUGCUGGUGGGGUUAAUGUCCGGGGAGGAGAACGAGGAAAACUUUGUGUAGAAAGAGUCGGUACUGCUAGUGUUAAUGUCGGGGGAUGAGGAAGUCGGUGAUAUUGGGGUUGAUAUCCGGGGAGGGCAAUGAGGAAAGCUUUGUGAAGAGAGACUUGGGAUAGUUGGGGUUAAUAUCGGGGAAAGAUGAAGUAGAGUGUGUUUGGGUUACUGUUGGGGGAGGAGAAGUCGGGGAUGCAGGGGUUAAUGUUGUAAGAGGGCAAUGAGGAAAGCGUUUUUUUUAGUUCCUGGCAGGUCGAAUUCGAUUCCCGAUUUGGGAGAAAGUUUUAUCGAGUAUCCGAGUCUGUCUGCUGGAAAGUUGAAUCAGUCUCUAGGUUGGACCUGACAGACAGGGUCGGAAGCCCGCCUCCUGAAUGACCUAAAGUGUGUGGAUGGCUGUGUAAAAACACCAACAUUAAAAAUGCAGAAAUUUGGGGAUGUGUGGGAAACUACGCAAGGUUUCUGUCAGGGGAGGGAAUCGAGGAAAAUGUUGUGUAGAAGUUACAUUAUGUCGGUUGUCUUUUCUUCCAGUCUCCUGGGGGUAAACAAUAUUGGUUUGGGGUUGUUGUUGUUGUUGUUGUUGUUGUUGUUGUUGUUGUUGUUGUUGUUUUUGUU